AUGCAUCUCGGACUCUUUGCCCUACCUCUCCUGGCGGCCACUGCCCAGGCCGCCGUAAAUUACUCCGAGCCCCUUCGGCCACAGGUUCAAUUCUCGCCGCCUGAAGGAUUCAUGAAUGAUCCUAAUGGGCUGUUUUAUGACGCGAAGCGGAGCACCUACCACUAUUACUAUCAAUACAACCCCGACGAACCAGUAGCGGGAAACCAGCAUUGGGGACAUGCAACCAGCCCGGACUUGUACCACUGGACCAACCACCCACUGGCUCUCGAGCCUGACAAUGCAGACACCUUCAUCUUCUCGGGAUCGGCUAUUAUCGACAGCGAGAACACAUCUGGCUUCUUCCCUGACCAAGACGACGGUGUAGUGGCUAUUUACACCGCCCACUCCUCUACCAAGGAAACACAACAUAUCGCUUAUUCCACUGAUGGUGGAUACACCUUUACCAAAUACGCCAACAACCCCGUCAUCGACAGCCAUACCAACCAAUUCCGGGAUCCCAAAGUCUUCUGGCACGCCGAGUCCCAGAAAUGGGCCAUGGUCAUUGCUUGGGCUGAAGACCUGAAAAUUGGUGUUUUCACAUCGCCUAACCUUAAGGACUGGACAGCGACAUCCAACUUCACACAGGAAGGACUUCCCGGUGACCAGUUCGAAUGUCCAAACCUCGUGAAAUUCAGCGUUGACGAAGAGACUACAAAGGACGUGCUGUUCAUAUCCGUCAACCCUGGCGCUCCCUUGGGAGGAUCUGGUACCUAUUACGUCGUCGGAGAUUUCAACGGAACUCACUUCAACUCCGAGACCGAGGACUACACCCUCAUCGACUUUUCCAAGGACAACUACGCUGCUCAAUGGUUCGAUAGUCUUCCUGAAGAUAGCAAACCUGUUUCCAUUGGCUGGGCCAGCAACUGGGACUACACUGAGGAGGUGCCCAGUGCUCGCGAGGGCUGGAGAAGCGCUGCCACUGUCCCUCGGGAGCACACCCUUACCAAGAUUGACGGCGCCUGGAGGGUGACCCAAACUCCUUUCCAGGGCCUUUCAUCGGUCAAGGGCAACAAGCUUGAAGAGAAGACAUUCAGCGAUGGUGACAUCUCUGUCGACUUCUCCAGCGUCGAGUCCAACGCCGUCUACUUUGACGUGGCCAUCAACAACCUCCCGUCUGCCGAUGCCACAGGCGAACUCACCUUCAACUUCACCUCCUCCGCCUCCGGCGACUACCUUGACGGCGCCGUCGAACUGAACACGGGAUCUUUCUGGAUCAACAGAGCAGGGACACACCUCUUCACAACGGCAGACAAUGGCAACUUCACUGGUCAAUUCGACACUUCCAUUUCCGUGUCUGAAUCCGGCCAGUUCACCUUCUCGGGUGUUAUUGACCGUUCUGUGUUUGAGGUCUUCCUCGAGGAUGGCAAGCAGAGCGGAGUGAUGAGUUUCUUCCCUACCAAGCCUUUGGAUACGGUGACUUUCGCUGCCACGGGGCUUGGUGAGGAUGUUACGGUUGAUGUUGGUGUUUGGGGGUUGAAGAGUGGAUGGAGUUCGUGA
This is a messenger RNA of Aspergillus glaucus CBS 516.65, 1536 nucleotides long. RefSeq lists its product as uncharacterized. The record is from RefSeq and is a predicted model, not a curated record. The coding region runs from base 1 to 1536 and encodes 511 amino acids. Gene Ontology annotation, cellular component: fungal-type vacuole. The transcript has 2 exons. Gene Ontology annotation, biological process: sucrose catabolic process. Gene Ontology annotation, molecular function: sucrose alpha-glucosidase activity. Lineage: Eukaryota; Fungi; Ascomycota; Eurotiomycetes; Eurotiales; Aspergillaceae.